AUGUCAUCGAAUAAUUCAUCAGUAGCAUCAUCAUCGUCAUCAUCGUCAUCAAAUUCGAAUACAAAUAGUACAUAUGAAUCAUCAUUAGAUCAAUUACGUUCAUUAUUGCCUAAUUCAAAUGCGAAAGGAAUGUCGGAUUAUGAUGUUGUUCGAUCAGCAACUGAUUAUAUACAAACAUUAAUGAAAGAUACCGGGAAUGUCAACUUUCAAACACGAUUAUCGCUUUGUGUUCAAAUUCAAGAACAAGAAAUACUUAAUGAUAAAUAA
Messenger RNA from Rotaria sp. Silwood1, 267 nucleotides. Lineage: Eukaryota; Metazoa; Rotifera; Eurotatoria; Philodinida; Philodinidae. The record is from the annotation of a GenBank genome assembly.